AUGGAAAGAAUUCCAAACAAUAGUUUAUUUAUCACAGAUGCAGUGCCGAUACGUGUCGUCAAUUUACUAUCAAAACACUUUCCACAGCCUUGUAGUCAUUUAUUGACAACGAAUGAUCCAAUUGUACCGGAACCAUGUAUUCGAAUAUCAGAAGAUAAAUUCGAAAUCUUUGUCGAUUGGUUAAUGAUAACCGAAACAACAGAUGCUGCCACAGCAGUGGUACUGCUUGUGGCGAUGUAUAGUAUAUUUGAGAUUAAAUUCUCAAAAAACAAUCGAACUGCUCGUCUUCUGUAUGGUCUCCUUCUCAGAGAUACCAAUGAACUCGGCAAAGGUUUACGAGUGCUGUUGCACUCGUGGGAAUUUCCACUAGACGACCAAUAUUCUGACUGUCAGAUUCCAAUUUUUCCAGCCUAUAACAAUCAAGACCUGUCGUCGGCUGAACAACCAAUAUCCAUAGCAGCAACAACUACAGAAGCAUAUCUGAACACCACAAAUCACGAUGUCCAUCGAUCAGUUUUAUCGUCAUCUAUUUCGGACAAUGUUCAUCGUCAUGAUUCUUCUCCAAUCCCGAUCAUCCAUGGUGAUAUCAAUGAUAUUGAUCAGCCUCCCAUGGUAAUUGCUAUGGAAGUUGUCGUCCAGAAUGAUAAAUCAAUAAAAGACAACGAAGAGAACGACUGUAAACGAAGAAGACAAUCACCGGUUGAAAAACAACCACAAGGUCAUCAACGCGAAACAAACGUAGUAAAUAAUCUCUUCCCAAGAAAUAGAGCUAAUGAUGAUUCGUAUCUCGUCUUAUUGCUUCUCGAUGAUCAAGAUUUGGAAUAUAAUAUAAUGCGAUCAAAGAUUCGAGUCAUUUUGCUCCAUGAAUUUCGAUUGGGUCAUAAAGCAACCGAAGCAGCGAAUAAAAUAUGCAGUACGAUGAGGUUCGGUGUCCUGUCCACCCGCACAGCACAACAUUGGUUCGAUCGAUUUCGUAACGGAAAUUACGAACUUGAUGAUCAACCUAGGUGUAGAAGGCCUAUCGAAGUCGAUCUUGGUCUUUUGAAGCAGCAGAUCGAACAAGACCCGCGGCUAACGACACGUUACUUAGCAGAGCUUCUCGGAUGCUCUCAUGCCACGGUAGAAAAACAUUUGGCUGAUCUUGGUAAGAGCUGGAAAUAUGGAGUGCGGAUUCCACAUGAAUUGUCGCCUUAUCAGCUCCAAUCAAGGGUGGAGACGCGUAUGGAUUUACUCACAUCUCAUCGUAACCAUCAAUGA
Molecule: messenger RNA, 1257 nt
Organism: Didymodactylos carnosus
Lineage: Eukaryota; Metazoa; Rotifera; Eurotatoria; Philodinida; Philodinidae
Source: the annotation of a GenBank genome assembly